Molecule: messenger RNA, 4163 nt
Organism: Salvelinus fontinalis (brook trout)
Lineage: Eukaryota; Metazoa; Chordata; Actinopteri; Salmoniformes; Salmonidae
Product: dipeptidase 2-like
Exons: 11
Coding region: 1044-2534 (496 amino acids)
Biological process (GO): proteolysis
Molecular function (GO): metallodipeptidase activity
Source: RefSeq, a predicted model, not a curated record
UCUCUUUCUAGACAGAUGGGUUGCCUCCCACAAUGUUACCACUGAGGGAGUUUGAUUCAGCUGAACCGCAGUGCACCGGGCAAUGCAUCGAGGGAGGAGCACCCUUCUCAAAUGGAACAGUAAUCUGCUCCGCUCGGUCAUGUCAACAAGGCAGCAUGAUGCAUCGUUCAGAAACCUACAUUUUCUUUAACCAAUUUUUUUGCAUUUUCUAACUUUUUCAUUGGGAAUGCAUAUAAAGUGUUUUUUUUAUCAAAAGCAAUUGUUUUCACAUGCAAAAAUUGAGUCCUAAAAUGUACUCCACAUUGCUUAACCUAUGGCCACUUUUGUUUUGAGCCGACUCUGCCGUCGGCCAAAAUGGAGCACCUGGCUCACGCCCGGGAGGCAGCCGGUUCCAAAACUAAUGCAAUCAACGCUAACCCGGUUUACCCGGUGCAGUCCCAGGGCAUUGAUCAAAUACCCUCAAUGUUCCAGCAUACACACACCUAGGUCUGGGAUUUCUGAGAUUAGGCUAUGAGUACAAUACUUAAAGGGGCAAUCCUUAGUUGAAACAAUAACAAAGCGGUCGGCCCCCUCUGUUCCGGUAUAAAGCUCAAGGAUGGGCCUAGAUAAAUGUAUCCACUCUCAAAUUCACAGACAGCUGUGGAUGCAAUAUAUGAAAAUUAUAGUUUUAAGCAUGUUUUGAGGCUGUACAGUGUUUUACAUUUACAAUGUUUACAGACAUUGGCAUAAAGCAAGCUUAUAUUUUGGGUUCUGAUGGGGUAUGACAGUUGAAUUAAGCUCAUGAAGCAUACAUUAUAUAUUAUUUUUUAAAUCAAUGGGUACAUAUUAAUUUAUAUGUACACCAAAAUGUUUGUGGCAACUGCAGAUUGCCCCUUUAAAUGGUUGGCUUCCUGGACACAGCUGGACUAAAAACAUGACCAAUGGGGAUUUCCAUUUAAAUCAUUUUUAUUUCUAGGUCUAUGUUUAGGCUAAUCUGUCUCUGGAAAACUGGCCCAUAGUGUUAUUAGUUAGAUUGGACAGUAGAUGGCAGUAAUCCCAUCUCUAUGACCGCACUGCGUAAUGUACACGAUAUAUUCUAUGCGUUACAAUGUAUUUCAGUUACUCACGUAGCCUACAUCUGGGCGGAGGGAGCUAGAAAGUUCGCAUUAUUGAAUUGUGAUGUUCGGAUUUAUGCAUCAUUCGUUGUAAAAACCCGACCAGUUGUUCGAACAACUUGCACAAGUAUGAUAUCGCGGAUACUCCAUAGAGGUGAUUUUCUCAACCUGGGGACGAACUUGAUGCUGUGUUUUCUCUGUGGGAUGACAUCGGGAGAUCCUACAACAGGAAGUGCAUUUGGCUUGAUGACAAAAUAUCCUUUGAUUGAUGGACAUAAUGACCUAGCUUUGAUGCUGAGGAUUCUCCACGACAACAGACUGAGUCAGGUUGACCUGCACAACAUCAGCAAAGUGGCCACGGACAUCAACAGACUCACAACGGGACAUGUCGGCGCUCAGGUGUUUGCAGCCUACGUGUUGUGUGGCGCCCAGGCGAAGGAUGCUGUGAGGCUCACACUGGAACAGAUAGACGUGAUCAACCGAAUGUGUACAGAGAACCCGGAACUGGAGCUAGUUACAUCUGCCAAAGAACUAAAUGACACUAAGAGGAUAGCGUGUCUGAUCAGCAUUGAGGGAGGUCAUUCAAUAGACAGCAGCCUGCCAACCCUGCGUAUGUUUUACCAGCUGGGGGUUCGCUCCAUGGCCCUCACACACACCUGCAACACACCUUGGGCUGAGUCCUCCUCAACAAUUUAUGAUGUCUAUCAAAGAGAAAAUGACAGCCUAACAGACUUCGGUAAGGAUGUGGUGAAGGAGAUGAACAGAUUAGGGAUGAUAGUAGACCUGUCCCAUAGUUCCUGGGCCACAGGCAGGGCAGUACUGCAGAUCUCUAAGGCUCCAGUUAUUUUCAGCCACUCCUCAGCCCAUGCCGUGUGUAACCACAGUCGCAAUGUUCCCGAUGACCUGCUCCGCAAACUGAAGGAGAACGGAGGACUCAUCAUGGUUAAUCUGCACAGUGGGUUUGUGGCUUGCCAUGGCCAAGCCAAUGUCUCCAUCGUGGCUGACCAUUUUACCCACAUUAGGAAGGUGGUUGGAUCUGAGUCAAUAGGAAUAGGAGGGGACUUUGAUGGAGCUUCUAAGUUUCCUCUUGGAUUAGAGGAUGUGUCCAAGUAUCCCGCUCUGAUCCAGGAGCUGCUGAAGAGACACUGGACAGAGAAGGAGUUGUCCGGGGUCCUCAGACACAACUUCUUACGUGUGUUCAAGGAGGUUGAGAAAGAGCGUGACAGGCAGAAAGCAAAAGGAACUCUACCCAGUGAAGCUCAGAUCGACUUGGCUGAGGUUCAGAACCCCUGCAGACUGGUACUCAGGCGACCUGACCACCAGACGACAAAGAUGGAACAGAUGUACUCCAAGGGCCACAGUGAACUGGUGGUCCCCAGGAGUCUGGUCUGGACCAUGGUUAUUCUAAUCUCCUGCCUCUGUGUCCUGAUGGACCAUUAAGACUAUAACAUGGCCUCGAUUCAAUCCGAUCCAGUGGUAACCCGUGUUGACCGAUAUCCCCAUAGCGGAUGUUUUGGCAGUAUUGGAGGUGUAGCUGCAGUGUGAGCUGACAAAUAAGUGUGUGGCUGCUCUUUUGUGUCACCAACCACUCCCUUCCUUAUUAUCCCUACGCAUUAAAUGUUCAAAAGGACAAAAGAAAGUGCAGGCUCUAUCGACAAUAGAUAUUAUGAAAUGCAUGUUUUCAUUUGGAUGGGGGGGAUUUAUCAGUCUAUGUAGAAAAUAGACCAUUACGCGUUAGAGUGUUUGAACUUGUAAUGUGGCUACAUGAAUUUCUAACGCGGCUGCAUGGGAUUUGUGGAUAUAAAGUCGGUGUGGUUUCAUUGCAUCCAAUGACAGUGUCUCCGAUAAUGUAACAUAAGGAGCAGUUCUAACACAGUUCCACCUUUGACACUGCCAAAACAACCGGAUUUCGGUUAGCACAGAUCUGAUAGGAAUUUAGCCCUUAGUGUUACUAAACUAGCAGUGCUUGACUUGUGCAGGAGCCCACUGGAGCUGAGUACCGGCACCUCAAAUUCUCUACUGCUUGAGCUCGUUUUACUCUUAUAGAAUAUUAGCUCAAAAGUAUAGUGGAGCUCCUGCACCUAAAUAUAAACAGUACUUGCACCCAAAAUGAGUACCGGAACCUAUUUAGUAGUACUACUAGUGUUGUAUUACAAUACACUAUCCACUACAAACAUGUUUCUCCGACAGUGACAAGCCUAGCUUUAACGUGUUUACUGUGUCACUUGCUUACAUGUGAUCUUCCCUACAAAGAACUUUACCUAAUUUUUAGUUUUGGUCAUUCUGAUCUUGAAGGAGUUGUAUAUUUACACAAUGCUCUGCACGCACUUUAUACUAUAUUACAUUGAGUUUCAUGUAACAACCACUUUUAACUCUUUUUACAUAUCUCAUUCUAAAAAUAUCUCUGUGUUAUGUUUGUUUAAUGAUACAAUCAAGGCCACAAGGUCAUACUGAGGCAUUUACAAACUAUCUGUAUUUCUCUGAGGACACAGACCUUGAUGUCCAUCACACAAACCUGGGUUUCACAAUGAAACUGUUUCAUAGAAAGACCAUUUCAUCUUAAAAUUAACAUUCAUGUAACAUUUUCUCACAAGUGUGUACAGUGAAACAGUAUGUAACAUGUUAAUAUACUGUAAUGCCUCCUACAGUCAUCUCAGGAAUGUUGUAUUCUGUAUUCAUAGGUUAUAUCGUAUUUAUUUUGCCUUUCUCUUAAGUAAAUAAUGCUUUGAGUUUUCUGUUUUUCUACCAUCUUAUUUUAUGAACACAUUGAUAUAUCUGAAGUCAAGAUAGUUCAAUUCUGGUUGAAUAGGGAAAUUAAUCAUGAUUUUAUUGCUAAUUUCAGAUAAAUACUCUUCGCCUUUACAGCUCUUGCAGUCUACAGAAAAGAAAAGGAAAUGUGUGCAUCUGCUACUCUGUUCAGGUGGCCCUGUAAGUAGUCUUCAUGCCUAUAAUAAUGACUUUUGUACAGAAAUAGCAGAUUAAAUGUAAUGUAUAAUUGUCAAUGAAUUAAAACCUCUUCUCUUUCAACAAUUACAAAUCAUAAUCCAGUAAAAUAAUGUUUCAAUACAA